Messenger RNA from Eruca vesicaria subsp. sativa (arugula), 1084 nucleotides. The record is from the annotation of a GenBank genome assembly. Lineage: Eukaryota; Viridiplantae; Streptophyta; Magnoliopsida; Brassicales; Brassicaceae.
ACAGAAAACAAAUCUACUCUUUCAGAGAAAAACAAAAGCAUAAUGGCUGGUCUCAAUGAAGUCGUUCCGACAAUAGACUUGAAAGAGGUUCGGGAUGAGAUGUUGAACCAGCAGAUACGUGAGGCAAGUGAGAGAUGGGGUUGUUUUAAGGUGAUCAACCAUGGAGUUUCUUUGUCUUUGAUGUCUGAGAUGAAGAAAGCUGUUACAGAUCUCCAUGAACGUCCACACGAGGUGAAACUACGAAACACUGAUGUGAUACUAUCGAGUGGUUACAAGGCUAUAAGUGAGUUAAAUCCUUUAUAUGAAUCAUUUGGUCUUUUUGACGUCGCCUCUCCUCAAGCUAUCAAUACUUUUUGUGACAAACUCGAGGCCUCUGAUGAACAAAGAAAGAUCAUGGUGAACUAUGGCAAAGCUAUGGAUGGCCUUGCAAAAGAUUUAGCAAGGAGAUUAGCAAAGAGUUAUGAGGUAGCGGAUAACGACAUAUGCAAAGAAUGGCCAUGCCAGUUUCGGAUUAGCAAAUAUCAUUUCAAACCUGAAACAGUUGGUAAAAAUGGUCUGAUAUUACACACCGAUCCUGGAUUCUUAACAAUUGUUCACGGUGAUGACGAUGUGGGUGGACUUGAGGCCAUGGACCCUUCUUCAGGAACCUUUUUCCCCAUAAACACUUCGCCAAACACACUUACUGUCAACCUUGGUGACAUGGCUAAGAUAUGGAGCAAUGGGAGGUUGUGCAAUGUGAAGCAUAGAGUGCAAUGCAAAGAAGCAAAAAUGAGGAUUACUAUCUCCACCUUCCUAUUAAUACCAAUGGAUAAAGUUGUUGAGCCUCCAAGGGCAUUUGUGGAUGCUAAACAUCCACGUCUAUACAAGCCUAUCAGCGAUGGAGAACUUAGAAAGAUUAGGCUGAGCAACAACAUGCAUGACGGAGAAUCUCUCCGGUUUGUAACCCUGAAAUAAUAAUAUGACCCAACGAUACAAUAAGGCGGUUGUCAUACAAAUCAAAAUCUAUAUGGGUGGUGUCUCCACGAAAAUGUUUUGUGUUUUCUCCUAAUAAGAGUUACAAAUAAUGAAAUAAAGAUAAACCUUC